This is a messenger RNA of Andrographis paniculata, 4776 nucleotides long. Its product is annotated as phospholipid-transporting ATPase 1-like. The transcript is spliced from 7 exons. Gene Ontology annotation, biological process: phospholipid translocation. Gene Ontology annotation, molecular function: ATP binding; ATPase-coupled intramembrane lipid carrier activity; ATP hydrolysis activity. NCBI's taxonomy places the organism in Eukaryota, Viridiplantae, Streptophyta, Magnoliopsida, Lamiales, Acanthaceae. Gene Ontology annotation, cellular component: plasma membrane. Bases 928 to 4515 code for a protein of 1195 amino acids. The record is from RefSeq and is a predicted model, not a curated record.
AAUGAGCUUUCCCAUUCGACAAAUGCCAAAAUAAUACAACACCCACACCCACACGUACACAGCCAAAAACAAUCGACGAUCCAAUUCGAUCAAAUUUUCGAUUGAAUUUUACCGCGGGGAUUCGAUCUCACACAAUUUCUACCUCUAAAUUCCAUCUCGAGAUCAUUACAUCAGGAUCGGGAUUUCAUGCCGAUCCGAAAAGAUCCCAUUCCUGUUUUUUAAUGUUCUUCUGGGUUGUCGCCAUCCCUCUCGACUCCUUCUGCUCGUCCUUUUUCUUUCUCUCCAAACUCCAUUGCAAUCUUCGCCCCGUUUCUGUAUUUAUUUACAUACAUAUAUAUAUAUAUAUAUAAUAAUAUGUCUUUGACCUUUGAAUUUUCUCCGCAUUUCGCAAUGCCGAAUGGGCAUCCUUUUUCAAUCGAAUCAGACCCAACUACUCGCCGGCUCGAAGAAACUUUGCAGCUCCCUGUUCUUCGGAUUCGUCUCCUCUGCUCGAAAACUUCCUCUGUACAGUAAGUUCUUCACCAUCAGCUUAAAUCCGAGCUGCUGUAAGCCUUUCGAUCGAGAUCCUUAAUUUCGUGUAUUUAUUGCGGAAAUUUUAGCUGUAGAGAUUUUCGGUAGCUGAGGUAAUUGGAUUUUGUGAAGCAAUUUGGUGCUGGCUGUGAGUCCGGGGUGUGGAUUUAGCUUUGGUGUAGUUUCUAGGGUUUGGAAUUUGGGGAUAAUUGAAAAUUUGGGGGUUUUUUAUUUUUCCUGAUCGAAGGUUCGCUUGUGAAUUUGAUGAAUUGUUUCUAACUGGGAGAUGGUGGAGCUGAUUUGAUUGAUCGGAGGAUAUUUGAUCUUCAUCAUCAGCUCAUGAACUUUUGAGAUUUGAUUGAUUCCCUGAUUUUUAACAUACAUCGCUGUUCAUCUGCAAUUCAAACCUCCCCGGCGAUGGAUCCCAAUUCCCUGAUUGAAAUCAGUGAAACUUCCCACCAAUUUUCCGGCCGGAAUUCGUCAGCACAGCGGACGGCAUCGUCGUCGUACUACACGGUGCAUUCAAGGACUUCGAGCACUCACUCCAUCGGCUUAAGUGAGCAAGGUUCGAUCCAUGUCCGGCACGGAUCGAGGGGUGCGGAUUUCAUUGACCAGGGCUCGCGGCGGGUGCGCCAUGGCUCGAGAGGUGCUGAUCAGGAAGGGCUCAGCACCUCCUACAAAGAGAUCAGCGACGACGAUGCCAGGCUGAUAUAUGUGAACGAUCCCGACCGGACUAAUGAGAAGUUUGAAUUCGCCGGAAAUUCGAUCAGGACCGGAAAGUAUUCAAUUCUUACAUUCCUGCCGCGGAAUCUUUACGAGCAGUUCCAUCGAGUCGCAUACAUAUACUUUCUCGUGAUCGCGAUCCUCAAUCAGCUCCCUCAGCUGGCUGUGUUCGGUCGGGGAGCCUCGAUUCUGCCGUUGGCAUUCGUGUUGUUGGUCACUGCCGUUAAGGAUGCGUUCGAGGAUUAUCGGCGUCAGCGAGCAGACAAGAUCGAGAACAACCGAUUGGCUUGGGUUUUGGUGAACGAUCGCUUUCGAGAAAUGAAAUGGAAGGAUAUACGCGUCGGCGAGAUCAUUAAAGUCUCUGCGACGGAAUCGAUUCCUUGCGACAUGGUGCUUCUCUCGACGAGCGACGCCACCGGAGUUGCUUACGUACAGACGACAAAUUUGGACGGAGAAUCGAAUUUGAAGACGCGUUAUGCUAAACAAGAGACGCAAAUUAAGGAUCCGGCGAACGAGAGGAUCACCGGAGUGAUCAAGUGCGAGAGGCCCAACCGGAACAUUUAUGGCUUCCACGCGAAUAUGGAUGUCGACGGGAAGCGUAUAUCGCUCGGUCCAUCGAACAUAAUUCUACGCGGCUGUGAGCUGAAGAACACCGAUUGGGCGAUCGGUAUUGCGGUCUAUGCCGGGAGAGAAACGAAAGCGAUGCUCAACAACUCGGGAGCUCCGUCGAAAAGGAGUCGUCUCGAGACGCGGAUGAAUCGGGAGAUCAUCUUCCUUUCGGUGUUCCUUGUUGUGCUGUGUACGAUCGUGUCGAUAUGCCAUGGUAUUUGGCUGAGGAACCACGACAACGAGUUGGAUCUGAUGCAGUUUUACCGGAAGAAGGAUUAUUCGAAGGACGAAGACGAAGAUUAUAACUAUUACGGAUGGGGCAUGGAGAUAUUCCUCGUGUUUCUCAUGUCCGUCAUCGUCUUCCAAAUUAUGAUUCCAAUAUCGUUGUACAUUUCGAUGGAGCUCGUUCGUGUAGGUCAAGCUUUUUUCAUGAUUCGGGAUACUCGGUUAUACGAUGAGUCGUCGAACUCGAGGUUUCAGUGUCGAGCACUGAACAUAAACGAAGAUUUGGGGCAGAUUAAGUAUGUGUUCUCCGAUAAAACCGGGACACUCACCGAGAACAAGAUGGAGUUUCAAUGUGCUAGCAUCGGUGGUGUCGAUUACAGCAACAGCGAGGAUUUAGGCGACGAUGGACGGACCGGAUGCUCGGUUCAAGGCGAAGGGUGCGUUCUGAAGCCGAAAACGAAGGUGAAAGUUGACCGUAAUCUUCUCGGCAUAUUGAAAAGAAAUGACACUGUUAAAGAUCGUCAUGCUCGUGAUUUCUUCAUCGCACUUGCAGCUUGCAACACUAUCGUGCCGAUAAAUGUGGAGACUUCUGACCCUUCUGUUAAGUUGAUCGAUUAUCAAGGGGAAUCUCCCGACGAACAAGCUUUAGUUUAUGCAGCUGCAGCUUACGGGUUUAUGCUCGUCGAAAGAACUUCAGGUCACAUAGUCAUCGAUGUCCAUGGGGAACGACAAAGGUUCAGCGUCUUGGGACUGCACGAGUUCGACAGUGAUCGGAAGAGGAUGUCGGUAAUAUUAGGAUGCCCCGACAAGACGGUGAAGGUUUACGUGAAAGGUGCAGAUACGACCAUGUUUAGCGUCGUCGAUAGUUCGCUGAAUCCGAGCAUGGUCGAAGCGACUGAAUCUCAUCUCCAGGCAUACUCGUCGAAGGGCUUGAGAACGCUCGUUGUCGGGAUGCGGGAUCUGACCGCGUCCGAAUUCGAGCAGUGGCAAUCUGCUUAUGAGACUGCAAGCAAUGCUCUGAUGGGGCGGGCAGGAUUGCUCCGAAAAGUCGCAAUCAACGUCGAGCAUAGUCUCGGCUUGUUGGGUGCGUCGGGGAUCGAGGACAAGUUGCAGCAGGGCGUUCCCGAGGCGAUUGAGUCAUUACGGACUGCGGGUAUCAAGGUGUGGGUUUUGACCGGGGACAAACAGGAGACGGCAAUCUCAAUCGGGUACUCGUCGAGGCUGCUGACGAGCGGCAUGACGCAAAUAGUAGUGAACAACAACUCGAAGGAGACGUGUAGAAAGAGCUUGCAAGAUAAUAUCGGAAUGUGUAAAAAGCUCAUCUGCGAUGCUCGUGGCGUUGCCAUGGCUGAAAUCGCGUUGAUCAUCGACGGAACGAGCCUCGUUCAUAUACUGGACACUGAACUUGAAGAAGAGCUUUUCGAACUGGCGAGCAAAUGCACAGUGGUGUUGUGUUGUCGAGUAGCUCCCUUGCAGAAGGCCGGAAUCGUCGCCUUGAUUAAGAGCAGAACAGACGUGAUGACUCUCGCAAUUGGCGAUGGUGCGAACGAUGUUUCGAUGAUCCAAAUGGCUGAUGUCGGCAUCGGAAUCAGCGGGCAAGAAGGUCGACAAGCUGUGAUGGCAUCCGAUUUCGCGAUGGGCCAGUUUCGAUUCUUAGUCCCGUUGCUAUUAGUUCACGGCCAUUGGAAUUACCAGCGAAUGAGCUACAUGAUCUUGUACAACUUCUAUCGAAACGCCGUGUUUGUUCUCAUCUUGUUCUGGUACGUGCUCUACACGAGUUUUACGUUGACGACUGCGAUCACCGACUGGAGCAGCGUACUCUACUCCGUAAUCUACACCUCUGUUCCGACGAUAGCUAUCGGGAUUCUCGACAAGGAUUUGAGUCGAACGUUUCUGAUGAAUCGCCCUCAGCUCUACCGAGCGGGGCAACGGGACGAAAGCUACAACGGGAAGCUUUUCUGGGUGACGAUGCUGGACACGUUGUGGCAAAGCGUUGCCGCCUUCUUCGGCCCGCUGCUCGCCUAUUGGGGAAGCGACGUCGGCGGAUCGAGCCUCGGCGACCUGUGGACACUCGCGGCCGUGUUGAUGGUCAACGUGCAUCUCGCGAUGGACGUGAAUCGAUGGUACUGGGUAACCCACGCCGCCGUUUGGGGAUCGAUAAUCGCUACGUUCGUCUGCAUCAUGGCCAUCGACGCUCUUCCUUUCCUUCCCGGUUUCUGGGCAUUCUUUCAUGUAGCUGAUACUGCCCUGUUCUGGAUUUGCCUGCUCGGCGUCGUCGUCGGGGCGCUCGUUCCUCGUUUCGUUGUCAAGGUUUUCGGGCAGUGGCUGCGACCCAACGAUAUCCAGCUCGCCCGGGAGAUGGAGAAGUUUAAAAAUUCGUCGUCGGAUUCGGAUUCGGGACAGCAGCAAGUAGAGAUGAGCAGGAUCUUUGAUCGUCGAUGGAGCUGAGGAAACAGAAAAUGGUGAAGAUGACGAUGGCUGUUCGAUCUAAUCUGAUGAUAUUUUUUUCGAUUUGGAUUUUGGAUUUGAAUUUUUGUGUAGCUUUCUGGGGAGUGUUGUUUUUGUUUGUUAACUCUGCAGAAGGGCUUUAGUUAGUUAGUUCAGUCAGUUAUAGGUUCUGCAAUUUUUCCACACACAACUAUAUGUAAUUGUACAUUAUUAUAAUCAUUUAUGACCCAAAAAAAAAUGAGAAAACUCUGAAUUUCGCUU